Sphenostylis stenocarpa is the source of this 630-nucleotide messenger RNA. NCBI's taxonomy places the organism in Eukaryota, Viridiplantae, Streptophyta, Magnoliopsida, Fabales, Fabaceae. The record is from the annotation of a GenBank genome assembly.
AUGACCCAGGAAAGACCCAAUCACUUCCUUGAUGGAAGGGCUAAACAAUAUUCUGUCCUUGUGAGGAGUCUAAAGUGCAAGGCUACUACACAUUCUUUCCAUAGCCUCAGAAUUGAGAAACCCCUUGGUUUGCAAAUUGGUGAUCAAGAACAAGCAGCAGUUCAAGUAUCCCUGAUGGGGAAAGUGCAAGGUUUUAACCUUCUAUCCUUUGGUGGCUGCUUUGAUGGUUGUCGAGACCACACUCAAGGUUCUGGAUAUGGGACAAGGAUAUGGAACCUCAGUGAUCGACCAGUGGAGCUGCAAAUAAGGGUGGGAUCAAUACUGAAGAAGAUUCACACGUUGAAGCCAGGGUCUUCUAAAAGACUGAAAUGUAAAAGCAUAUAUAAGGCUUAUAUGCCCGGAAGGAGUGGCAGUGUUGGAGGGAGCUUGAAGAGUUUAUUGUAUUACUAUGAUGAAACAAGUCACCCUUACAUUUGGAUUCAUGACACAGGGUGUCAUUCCUUAAGGAUGGCUAAGCAGCAGUAUAUCAGCCUCGAGGAUCUGAGGGAUUCUUCUGAGAUCAAAGUCUUCUGGGAUCAUCAGAGAGGCUCUAUAUCAGUCCGGAAGAGAACAAGGCCAGAUUUCUGCUGA